Messenger RNA from Cynoglossus semilaevis (tongue sole), 2965 nucleotides. It is a transcript of the gene enpp2l, whose product is annotated as ectonucleotide pyrophosphatase/phosphodiesterase 2-like. The transcript has 24 exons. The record is from RefSeq and is a predicted model, not a curated record. NCBI's taxonomy places the organism in Eukaryota, Metazoa, Chordata, Actinopteri, Pleuronectiformes, Cynoglossidae. Gene Ontology annotation, molecular function: phosphatidylcholine lysophospholipase A1 activity; alkylglycerophosphoethanolamine phosphodiesterase activity; phosphodiesterase I activity. Gene Ontology annotation, biological process: immune response; phosphatidylcholine catabolic process. The annotation marks the transcript as partial.
UCUGUUUGUGUGUGUGUGUGUGUGUGUGUGCAGGUGGAGAACACAGUGGUUCUGUGGAGAAGUGAUGUCAGCAGAGCGUAUGUGUUUCAGGCCAGUCGACCUUCAGAGGGCGGAGACAACCCAGGUGUUCACACCAAAGUGGACUCUGAGUGGGUCAGCUCAGCGGGCUCCUGCAGGGGGAGGUGCUUCGAGCUGGAGGAGGCCAAACCUCCAGGAUGCAGAUGUGACAAUCUGUGCAAAACCUACUACAGCUGCUGCUCGGACUUCGACGAGCACUGUCUGAAAACAGGCGGAGGUUUCGAGUGCUCCCAGGAACGAUGUGGCGAGGAGCGGCGGGAGGAGCACGCCUGUCACUGCUCCGACGACUGUCUGCAGCGAGGAGACUGCUGCUCCAACUACCAGUCCCUGUGCACAGGUGAGACUUCCUGGCUCCAUGGAGACUGUGAGGAGAUCAGGAGUCCAGAAUGUCCUGCAGGCUUCAUCAGACCUCCUCUCAUCAUGAUCUCCGUGGACGGGUUCCGAGCCUCCUACCUGAAGAAGGGCAGAUCCGUCAUCCCCAACAUCAUGAAGCUGAGAGAAUGUGGAACAUCAUCUCCAUACAUGAGACCAGUCUAUCCUUCAAAGACCUUCCCCAACCUGUACACCCUGGCCACGGGUCUUUACCCAGAGUCCCAUGGCAUUGUGGGUAACACCAUGUACGACCCCGUGUUUAACGCCACCUUCAGUUUGAGAAGCAGAGAGAAAUUGAAACACAGGUGGUGGGGAGGACAACCGAUCUGGAUCACAGCAGAGAAACAGGGAGUCAGAGCUGGAACCUUCUUCUGGCCUUGGGUGAUUCCUCUGGAGAGAAGGAUUCUGACCAUCCUUGGUUGGCUGCACCUGCCGGACCACGAGAGGCCGUACGUCUACGCCGUCCACUCAGAGCAGCCGGACACCUACGGACACAAACUGGGCCCCCUGAGCAGUGAGCUGGACGUCCACCUGAGGGACCUGGACAACAUCGUUGGUCAGCUGAUGAACGGCCUGAAGCAGAUGAACCUGCACCGCUGCGUCAACGUCAUCAUCGUUGGAGACCACGGGAUGGAGGAGGCCCACUGUGAUUGGACCGAGUUCCUCAACAACUACCCUCUCAACCUCGACGAGGUCACGCUGAUCCCAGGCUCUCUGGGCAGGAUUCGACCCCGAGACCCCAAGUCCAGCACCUAUGACCCCAGGGUGGUGGUGGCUAACCUGACGUGUAAAAUGUCGACUCAGCACUUUAAGCCCUACCUGAAGCAACAUUUACCCAAGAGGCUUCACUACGCCAACAACCGCCGCAUCGAGGAUGUUCACCUGCUGAUGGAGAGGAAGUGGCACAUCGCCAAGAAAAUGCCGGAGAAGCUGAGGACACGCUGUGGAUUCUUAGGAGACCACGGCUUUGACAACAAGAUCAACAGCAUGAGGACGAUCUUUGUCGGUCAUGGUCCCAGCUUCAAGUUCCAGAAACAGGUUCCAGAGUUUGAUAACAUCGAGCUGUACAACGUGAUGUGCGACCUGUUGGGACUUGAACCUGCUCCAAACAACGGGAGUCACGGCAGCCUGAACGACAUGCUGAGAGAACCCGCCUACUUUCCCACCAUGCCUCAGGAGGUGACCCCGCCUACACCGGCGUCCGAAGACACCGAGACGAGCGUGGGCCGUGACCUGGGCUGCAGCUGUGAGGAGGAGAACAAAGUGGAGGAAACGGUGGAGUCUUUCAGCCCAGCGGCCGCGGCCGUGGGCCGUGACGGCUACAACGUCACUCUGCUGCCCUUCGGUCGUCCUGCCGUCAUGUUUGAAACUCGUUACACUUUACUUCAUCACGUGGAGUUUGUCAGUGGAUACAGUCGAGACCUGGCCCUGUCUCUGUGGACGUCCUACACACUGCUGCCACAGGAGGAGCUGACCCCGGUCCCUGACCUGAGUCCUGGUCUCCAUCAGUGCAUCAGACUGGACUCCAGAGUCACUGCAGCUCAGAGUCAGAGCUGCAGCAGCUACAGCCACGGCAGCAGCUACAGCCACGGCUUCCUGUUUCCACCAGAGUUAGCAUCAUCUCCAGAGUCCAGAUUUGACGCUUCUCUCGUCACCAACACCGUGCCAAUGUUUCCUGCCUUUAAGAGAAUCUGGAGUUACCUGCAGGGGACACUGCUGAGACGUUAUGCAGAUGAACAUUACGGCAUUAACGUUCUGACUGGACCUGUGUUCGACUACAACUACGAUGGCCUUCGCGACACCACAGAGAUUAUUAAAGCGUUUUCUCCAGGCUCCGCCCCCGUCCCUACACACUUCUACCUGGUGGUGACCAGCUGCGCGGAGCUGAACCGGACGGUGGAGCAGUGUGAUGGAGCGCUGAGCGUCUUCAGCUUCCUGCUGCCGCACAGGGACGACAACAGUGAGGCCUGUGAUAGCCACCAGGACCCGUCGGUGUGGGUGGAGGACCUGCUGCAGCUCCACACAGCUCGAGUCAAAGACGUGGAGAUCCUGACGGGUCUGGACUUGUUCAGAUCCACCAACAUGACCUACAGCAGCGCGCUCAGCCUCAAGACUCGUCUGUUCACCUACGAGGACGACGACUAGACGCUGAACACACACACACACACACACACACACACCUCAGACUCAGGAGAACAUGGAGCACAACAACAUCUCUGGUCUUCAGUGGUUCUCCACCUGAGGAACGAGGAACGAGUUUAGUCAGAGUGAGAGUGGGGGGGGGGGGGGGUAGGGGGGGGGGGGGCUAGAUUUGGACUUUUCUCCAACCAGAUCUUCAUGGACCACAGUGUGUUUUAGCUUUAACACCAGCUCCAGUUUCUACUGACCUUCAACUGCAUGAUGUAGGAGUGAAUGAAACAGCAACAUUAUUGUGUCAGACACUUUGAUCCUGGCUGUGAUGACGUCAUCACAGACAGGAUCACCUUGUAUUAAUAAAUGUAAAACUCCUCUACAA